AUGUCGGAGCUUCCGGGAGAGAGCGGCCCCCGGAGCCUGGGCACGGUGGCCGGCGUCAGCGACGAGCUCCCGGCGGGCGUGGGCGGCGGCGGGAGCCGGGGCGCCCCAGAGGUGCAGGGAGGGUCCCCGGCGGCGGCCGCCCGGCCCAUGACGAGGGCCCUGGGCGUCGCUCCGCGGAGGGUCCCCGGCCUGAUGAUGGCCGUGCCCAACGUGCACCUGUACGAAAUGCACCGGCACCGGCUCUUCCACCAGUAUCUGGACAACACGCCCAUGAUCCCCGUCCGGCUGCUGCGCGAGGUCGAGGAGCGCCGCAAGCUCUUCGUGGAAGGCUGCAAGGCGAGGGAGGCGGCCUUCGACGCCAACCCACCCCCGAUGGCCUCGGACGCUGCCCAGGCCUUCACGGUCGCCCUGGCCGCCGCCCGCGGACCCCUGGCCGACUGAGUGCGCGUGGUGACGUGCGCUCGGGAAGGUUGGGAGUUCAAGGCCAUCCUCAGCUACUUGGAGAGUUCGAGGCCAGCCUGGGUUGCAUGAGAUUCCUCCCACCCCACCCCUCAACCCACACACAUUUAGGUAAAAGGCAAAGAGAUGUCUAGGCCAUGCAAGCCAGCAGAGAACAUAGGAAGCACGUGCAGAGGAAAUGGCACUUGUGACUUGAAGCAGGCUUGCAGAGAGGACUCUGUGAUAACCACUUGAUGACUCAUUGUCCUUGCACUUGUAGGAUUCUUUUCAUCACGGAUGGUUUUUGCAGAAAUGAAGGCCAAGGAGAAACAAAACAAAAACAAACAAACAAAAAUACCUGCCAGAGAAUAAGCCCAUAGAAGUUAACCAAGAUGGCAAAAGAAACUAAGGCGGUAGUUGUUAGGCAUCCAGUUGCCUCUUGAGUUUUAGUUCCGAUUGGGAAGGCUGUUUAGAGAACUUGGGGCAUUUCAGAAUGUGUGGUCAUCUCACCACCAGCUGAGAGCUUACAGGAAUGUUGGCUUUCUGUGUUUGAUGAAGUUCUGUAGACAAGCUGUAAAUACUCAGAUAGGAAGAAGGACUUAUGUCUUGUGAAAUAAACACAUAUUCAAGGCCA
Jaculus jaculus (lesser Egyptian jerboa) is the source of this 1072-nucleotide messenger RNA. RefSeq names its product EP300 interacting inhibitor of differentiation 2B (gene Eid2b). The record is from RefSeq and is a predicted model, not a curated record. Gene Ontology annotation, biological process: negative regulation of DNA-templated transcription. NCBI's taxonomy places the organism in Eukaryota, Metazoa, Chordata, Mammalia, Rodentia, Dipodidae. Gene Ontology annotation, cellular component: nucleoplasm. Gene Ontology annotation, molecular function: transcription corepressor activity. Bases 1 to 441 code for a protein of 146 amino acids. The transcript has a single exon.